AUGAUGGGUUGGCCUACACCACCUCACCAAAUGGCUAGCCCACCACUGGCCGACUCGCUUUGCCACGGCAAGACCCGGGGGAAGAAGAACUCCACAGGUCGGAGAGUGUUCUCAUUGAAAGAGCUGCAGUCUGCCACCAACAACUUUAACUACGAUAACAAGAUCGGGGAAGGAGGGUUUGGAAGCGUGUAUUGGGGGCAGCUCUGGGAUGGGUCUCAGAUUGCUGUCAAGAGACUAAAGGUCUGGAGCAACAAGGCUGAGCUUGAAUUCGCUGUUGAGGUUGAAGAAGAACUGAAGCGAAUGGUGCUUGUUGCCCUUGCCUGCACGCAGAGCAUGCCAGAGAAGAGACCAACAAUGACUGAAGUAGUCGAUCUUCUCAAGGGAAUCCCACUGAUGAUAGCUUCAGUUUCGUAUCCGAAGAAAAGGAUUCUAGAGCAAACGCAAUUGCAAAGCUAUCUCUUCAUAAACAGAAAUGUGUUUCAGAAUAUCUUCAACAUGCAAUCCUUCAACCAGAAGAAGCAGCAGCACUUUGGAAAGCGUGUAAGAUUGAAGAAGUUGCUGCAGUUACAGGGAUCAGAUAUACACAAGUCAGAUAUACACAGAAAUCUCCUUGAGAUUUUGAGAAUGGAGAUGGAAUAA
This is a messenger RNA of Zingiber officinale, 639 nucleotides long. Its product is annotated as G-type lectin S-receptor-like serine/threonine-protein kinase At1g61490. The transcript has 5 exons. The record is from RefSeq and is a predicted model, not a curated record. Gene Ontology annotation, molecular function: ATP binding. Lineage: Eukaryota; Viridiplantae; Streptophyta; Magnoliopsida; Zingiberales; Zingiberaceae. The coding region runs from base 1 to 639 and encodes 212 amino acids.